This is a messenger RNA of Malus domestica (apple), 1598 nucleotides long. RefSeq names its product FLUCTUATING-LIGHT-ACCLIMATION protein 1, chloroplastic-like. Gene Ontology annotation, cellular component: chloroplast. The record is from RefSeq and is a predicted model, not a curated record. Lineage: Eukaryota; Viridiplantae; Streptophyta; Magnoliopsida; Rosales; Rosaceae.
GGAAGAAGUUUGAGGCUGAGAUUGAACGAAUCAGAGAGGCCAAAGCCACGACAGCAGCUGCUAUCUCCUCCCCAUAAAAUCCAUUUCUCAAAACAAAAACCCGUCCACGCUUUUGAUUUCUGAAUUCCAAAAACGCUCGACUCGAAAACAGUUUUCAAAUGGCGGCAACAGCUUCAUUGCUCCAACCCAACCCACUGAGAUGGAACAAGCGCAAUCUCCUCCCCCCUCUCCGUACCCUCCCCGCAAACCCAAUCAAAUUCAAAAACGUCAAUUUCCAAAUCCAAAAACUCCCCUGCAAAUUCAAAGUUCAAUGCUUUAAGCAGUUACCCGAAUCAAAAUCUCGGUCCCUGGAAAACCCAGCACACCCAGCAACAAACCCACCAAACCCAAUUGGGAUUAUCACUGGAAAGCUGCUGAAUGCUCUGAAGGCGUUGAGGAAGCCGGCAAUGGCCGCGGUGUUGUUUGGUCUGCUGCUGAUGUCCGACCCGAAUUUGGCAUUGGCUGCAUCGGGCGGGCGGGUCGGGGGAAGCUCGUUCUCGUCGCGCUCGUCGUCUUCCUCGUCGUCGUCGAGGAGUUAUUCGGUGCCGAGGACUUCGAGUUCAAGGCCCGAUUUUUCGUACUCCGCGCCGUACUACGCGCCUUCCCCGUUCGGGUUCGGUGGCGGGGGAGGUGGGUUUUACGUGGGGCCGGCAGUUGGGGUCGGAGUCGGAGCCGGGUCGAGCUUCUUCCUGAUGUUGACGGGCUUCGCGGCGUUUGUUUUGGUUUCCGGGUUCCUUUCGGAUCGGUCUGAGGGCAGUGUGCUUACUGAUACAGAGAAAACAAGCGUUCUCAAGCUUCAGGUUGGUUUGUUGGGCAUGGGACGAACACUCCAAAGGGAUCUUAAUCGGAUUGCUGAAACUGCAGAUACUUCUACCGCUGAUGGUUUGGGCUAUGUUUUGACAGAGACAACACUAGCUUUGCUACGGCAUCCUGAUUAUUGCAUCUCCGGCUAUUCAUCUGUUGCUCUAAAACGAGGCAUAGAGGAUGCAGAGAAACACUUUAAUCAGCUUUCUAUCGAAGAAAGGGGCAAAUUUGAUGAAGAGACACUUGUCAAUGUUAAUAACAUAAGAAAGCAAAGCUCUACAAGCCGGAGUGCUAAUGGAUUCCGCAACGAAUAUAUAGUGAUAACAAUAUUGGUGGCUGCUGAAGGGGUGCAUAAGUUGCCUGCCAUCAAUGGCAGUGGUGACUUAAAGGAAGCGUUGCAAAAGCUUGCCUCCAUUCCGUCGAACAAAAUAAUGGCAGUAGAGGUCUUGUGGACUCCUCAGAAUGAAACUGACACUCUGUCGGAGCGGGAACUACUUGAAGACUACCCGCUUUUGAGGCCUUUAUGAGAGCACACUCAGGAAACCCUGCACAAUCCUGCAAGAGCCACAACUGAACUAUCCUUCAAACAGGGUUGUGCUGAAUCAUUGAUGAAGGGCUAUUUCAUUAAGGUAUAUCCGCGAUGUACAGAAAUUAUACAUGUAUAAGAAUCAGUGUCUUUUUGAAUUAUACUUUAUACAGAGGCUUCUACAAUUAGUGUGGAGUUUCGUUGCGUUAACUACAGUCAUUUGCAUGUA